This is a messenger RNA of Xenopus laevis (African clawed frog), 816 nucleotides long. It is a transcript of the gene pdx1.S, whose product is annotated as pancreatic and duodenal homeobox 1 S homeolog. NCBI's taxonomy places the organism in Eukaryota, Metazoa, Chordata, Amphibia, Anura, Pipidae. Gene Ontology annotation, biological process: endocrine pancreas development; positive regulation of transcription by RNA polymerase II; regulation of DNA-templated transcription. Gene Ontology annotation, cellular component: nucleus. The record is from RefSeq and is marked provisional. Gene Ontology annotation, molecular function: DNA-binding transcription factor activity; RNA polymerase II cis-regulatory region sequence-specific DNA binding; sequence-specific DNA binding.
AUGAAUGCUGAUGACCAAUAUUAUCCACAAGCUCCAAUUUACAAAGAGCCCUGUGCGUUCCAGAGGAGCCAGGGACAGGACUAUAACCCAAGCCCCCCAGCAUGCCUUUACAUGGGAAGGCAGCAGCAGGCAGCCUACAGCAACCCCUUGGUAGCUCUGGACCCAGGCAGUCCUCCAGACAUCUCACCGUAUGAAGUGCCUCCCAUAUCUGAAGAGCCCAUUGUUCCUCACCUCCAUCACCAUCACUACCAUCAUCACCACCAUCACCCAGGGAUCCCUCAUCCCCACCACCAAAUGCCAUUCCCAGAUGACAACGAAUCCGGAACCUUAGAGGAAAGGAACCGAACCCUUUUACCUUUCCCAUGGAUGAAAUCCACCAAAUCCCACACCUGGAAAGGACAGUGGACAGAUGGAUCAUACAUAAUGGAACAAGAGGAGAACAAAAGAACAAGGACAGCCUACACAAGAGCCCAGCUGCUGGAACUAGAGAAGGAAUUCCUCUUCAACAAAUACAUCUCUCGACCAAGGAGAGUAGAGCUGGCAGUCAUGCUGAACCUGACAGAGAGACACAUAAAAAUCUGGUUCCAGAAUCGGAGAAUGAAGUGGAAGAAGGAGGAAGAUAAAAAGAGAGGAAGAGGCACUGACCCAGAACAAGACUCUGUUGUGUCCUCUGCAGAUGUGCUAAAAGAUGAGCCUCAAUGUCUUGGAAACUCCCAAAAGACAGGGGACUUGGUCCUUUCUUCUCCUCUGCCAACUUCAUCCCAGUCCAAUCAAGUUCCUUCUAUUGGGUCGCUGAGGCAGGCAGAAAAACGAUAA